GGAAGCGUGGGGGGCGGCGGCGCUGGCCGGCGCCGGGCGGGCCGGGGCGGGAGGAGCAGGGCGGGGGCCGCGCCGUCCACCCCGAGUGCGCAGCGAGCGCGCGGCUGCGGCUGCCGGUCUGCGGCGGGGUCCUCCCCGGGCCUGGCCUCCGGCCGCGGGUCCGUGCAAGCCUCGCGAGCCCCCGGCUCUUCCCGGCCCUCCACCCCUUCGGCCUCUGGACGCGGGGCCGCUGCCCUCGGGGCGGCCUCCCGGCGCCACACCGAGCCAGCUGCGUCCCCGGGCCGGCCGCGCCUGCCGCUGUGCGCCCGGGCUCAGGUUUCCCAGGGCCUGCGGCUCGUUCUUGUCCUGGGGUGCCCUCGCGGCGGGAGUCAUGGACGUAGACGCGGAGAGAGAGAAGAUAGCAAAGGAGAUCGCGGAGCUUGAGAGGAUUUUGGAUCCCACGUCCUCGGGCAUCGCAGUGGGGGUCUCGGAGUCCGGUCUCACGUUGGAUUCUGACGCAGAUUCACUGCCAGAGGAGGACUCAGAGGCUGCUGCUUCCCCAGGCUCGGAAGAGGAGAGGUGGGGUGAGGCCAGCAAUGGUGAGGAUGACCCCAAGGAAAAGACCCUUCCUGAAGACCCAGAGACCUGCCUGCAGUUGAACAUGGUCUACCAGGAGGUCAUCCAGGAGAGGCUGGUAGAGGUCAGCCUCCUACUGGCCCAGAACCAGGAGCAGCAGGAGGAGAUCAUGUGUGAUCUGGCAGGAUCCAAAGCCUCCAAGGUGAAGGACGGCAAGAGCCUGCCUCCGAAUCUGUACAUAGGGCACUUCAUGAAGCCCUACUUCAAGGACAGGGUGACAGGAGUGGGGCCUCCUGCCAAUGAAGAGACGCGGGAGAAGGCUUCCCAGGGCAUCAAGGCUUUCGAGGAGCUCCUGGUGACUAAGUGGAAAAACUGGGAAAAGGCCUUGCUCCGAAGAUCAGUGGUGAGCGACCGCUUGCAGCGCCUGCUUCAGCCCAAGUUACUGAAGCUUGAGUACUUGCACCAGAAACGGAGUAGGGUGACGAGCGAGGCAGAGAGGCAGGUCCUGGAGAAGCAGAGCAGGGAGGCGGAGAGGGAAGUCCAGGACAUUCGGCAACUCCCAGAGGAGGCCUUGCUGGGGAACAGGCUGGACAGCCACGACUGGGAGAAGAUUUCUAACGUUAACUUUGAGGGUGGCCGCAGUGCGGAGGAGAUCCGGAAGUUCUGGCAGAACUGCGAGCACCCGAGCAUCAACAAGCAGGAGUGGAGCGGGCAGGAGGUAGACCAGCUGAAGGCCCUUGCAGCCAAGCAUGGCCAUCUGCAGUGGCAGAAGAUUGCCAAGGAGCUGGGGACCAACCGCAGCGCCUUCCAGUGCCUGCAGAAGUACCAGCAGCACAACAAGGCUCUGAAGCGCAAGGAGUGGACGCGGGAGGAGGACCGCCUGCUCACCCAGCUCGUCCAGGAGAUGCGCGUCGGCAGCCACAUCCCUUACCGGAGAAUUGUCUACUACAUGGAAGGGAGAGACUCCAUGCAGCUCAUCUAUCGGUGGACCAAGAGCUUGGACCCCAGCCUGAAGAAGGGGUUCUGGGCCCCAGAGGAAGACGCGAAGUUGCUUCGAGCAGUUGCCAAAUACGGGGAGCAGGAUUGGUUUAAAAUCCGGGAAGAGGUGCCAGGUAGGAGCGAUGCCCAGUGCCGAGAUCGGUACCUCAGACGACUGCACUUCAGCUUGAAAAAGGGACGAUGGAACGCAAGUGAGGAGGGGAAGCUGCUUGAGCUGAUCGAGAAGUACGGUGUUGGUCACUGGGCAAAAAUAGCUUCUGAACUACCCCAUCGGACGGGCUCCCAGUGUCUGAGCAAGUGGAAGAUCAUGGUCAGGAAGAAGCAGAGUCGGGGGAGGAGGCGGCGGCGGCCCCUUGGCAGCGUGCGGUGGAGCUCCAGCAGCGGGGACAGCAGCAGCGGGGACAGCAGCAGCGAGGACGGCAGCAGCGGGGACAGCGAGGACUCGGAGCCAGAGGAAGCCCCAGAGGCCGGGGCAGGUGGCCAGGCGCUGCCGUCCGCACAGCACACUGUGCCGGACAUGGACCUGUGGGUGCCUGCCAGGCAGAGCGCCAGUGAGCCGUGCGGAGGGGGAGCCCGGGGCUGGCCAGGACGCCGUGCCGCCCCCCCCAGCCCUCCCAGGGCCUCCAGCGAGCCUCAGGCCAGCAGAGCUGCUUGCCCCACAGCCUCGGGUCCCGCAGAGGAGGCGGGCCAGGCACACACUCCCUCCGGGACCCACGGCACCAGCGUGAGCGGCAUCAGGCACCCAGGCUCGGCGGACACGCGCCUCUCGAGCCCAGAGGAGCCGGCAGACGAGGUAGGCCCCAGACCCCAGUGCACCCCACGUGGCUGCUCGGGGGUCACCCAGCUGGUGCUGGGGCACAGCAGGCCGGCCUGCGCUCGCAUCAGCUGCGUUCCUGGCUGCGGCGGGGCAGACGCCCGUCCUGGCUCCAGAGAACAUUGGCUUCUGGUCCUCAGCAGACUCGUGUCCAGGGCAGCAGCCUCUGCUUCCCCAGGGUCCCACUGUCCCCUGGCCCUGUGUAUGCCUGUCCCAGUCAGCGUCCGAGGUGUCCGGGCCCUGGCCGCCUCCCUGGCUCUGGCCAUGUGCGGAGUUGCGAGUGGGAGUCAUCUGCUGAAGGUGCCACUGGAGAGCGUGCUGCAGGUGCUCAGGACCAACACAGCCCGCUGGCGCCAGGCUCUGAAGGAGAAACUGAGGCAGCCGUGCCCGCUCAGCCCGUCCCUGGGGGCCAGCCCCAGUGACAGCGGUGUGGCCGGGCCCCAUGUACGGCGGCUGUGGCACAGGACGGUCGGGAACAGGCGGCGGUGGCGGGGACACGCCCUGCAGAGGAGGCUCGUUGAGCGCCAGCUUCUGGUGGCCAUGAGCCCGUGGGUGGGCGACGUUGUCUUGCCCUGCACCCGCCGGAGGCCUGCCGCCAUGCACACCCGAGCCGAUGGCAUCGGGAAGCAGCUGCGAGACGCCCAGCUGGCCAGCACUCCCGCGUUCACCAUCUUUAUCCAGCUGUUCCAGAUUGACACUGCUGGGUGCAUGGAGGUCGUUCGAGAGAGGAAGGCCCAGACCCCUGCCCUGCUCCAGGCUGGCACUCGGGACCCAGUGCCUGGGCUCCUACAGGUGGAGAAGAGCAGGUCUGGGCCCUGGGACUUCCCUGAGACGCACACUCUUGUUUUUCAGAUGUCUUCGUCGCAGAACCCUGCAGGCCGCAGCUCCGGGAAUCCGCCAGCGCGAGAAGCUGCAAAGCAGAGCACCGGCCACAAAGGGAGCAGGGGUUUACAGCCCUGCCAUGCCGAGUCCAGCCCACCAGCGCCCCCGCCCGCUCCGUGUGGCCCCCGGCCCAAGCCCAAGACCGUCUCCGAGCUGCUGCGGGAGAAGCGGCUUCGGGAGGCCCGGGCCAGGAAGGCCGCCGCCCCAGGCGCCGUGGCUCUCCCACCACAGCUGCUGCUGUCCUCGCCACUGGUCCUCCAGCCCCGUCUACCGCAGGCCCCCCCCACCCCCGAGGCCCCGGGCCCGGCUGCCACAGACACGGCGCUCUCUGGGCCUGGGAUCCCUGCAGCAGUGGGGCUGAGUACUUCAGGCAAGAACGAGAGACCCUCCACCCUGCCAGUCUUGGACCGCACCCUGGCCUCCACAGAGGCUGCCCCUGCUGCCUCCAGAGCUCCAGUUCCCAGCCGGGUCCUUGUGAGUGGCCAUCAGGGUGGCCUGGGACAGUCUCAGGCCCCAGCCGCGUCCCGGAAGCAGGGCCUGCCUGAGGCACCACUCUUUCUCCCGGCAGCCCCCAGCCCCAUUCAGCUGCCUCUCCAGCCCCUCAGCCUGCCACCAGCUCUGGGCACCCUCAAGGGUGGGCCUCACGUGGCGGCCAGCACGCCUCUGCCUGUCACCUGGGUGCUCACAGCCCAGGGGCUGCUCCCGGUGCCAGCCGUGGUGGGCCUUCCUGGGGCGGCAGGGACCUCUGGUCCCAAGGGACUGUCUGUCACUCUGCCGUCCUCCCUGCCUGGGAUGCAGGUAGGCCAGGGCCCCAGGCCCCCUGGGCUGAGCCACCCCUGGCAGCCCCCGGCCAACGUGGACACAGACUCAGAUUCUCUCUCCAGGACAGACCUCUCGACCCUUCCGAUGCCUUGCCAAUCCCAAAGUUCUGUGGAAGUGGGCAGUGACGUGGCCCGUGCCCCUGGGGGACCUUUCCCCGGAGAGGCCCAAGUGGCCAGGGAAAUAGCUGUGCCCAGGAUACCCUCCCAGGCCACACUUCUGGCUGACCAUCCUGAGGCAAAACCCCCGUGGUCCAGCCAGCCCCCUCUGCAAGCUGGCACUAGCCCUGGGAGUGGCCCAGGAGGGACACUGGGGUACCUGGGCCCAGGGGGACUCACGGGACCUCUGGGCCUAGAGAGGCCACCCCCACCCCGGCCUGGGCCUGAGAGGGGUGCCUUGGACCUGGACCUCCUGUCCCAGGAGAGUGAGGCAGCCGUGCGGGAUUGGCUGAGGGGACAGCAGGGGGUGUGCGUGCCCCCGCUAGGGAGCAGGCUGCCCUACCAGCCCCCAGCCUUGUGCAGCCUGCGGGCCCUGUCUGGACUCUUGCUGCACAAGAAGGCCUUGGAGCGGAGAGCCACCUCCCUCGUGCCCAGUGGGGCAGCCGGAGGCCUGCAGGCCUCGCUGGGACAGGUGCAGAGGCAGCUCCAGGACAGCCCGGCCUACCUGCUGCUGAAGGCGCGGUUCCUGGCAGCCUUCACCCUCCCCGCACUCCUGGCCACCCUGUCUCCCCACGGCGUCCCCACCACCCUGUCGGUGGCCACGAGGGCCGAGCCGGAGAGCGAGGAUGACCUGGGGGAGUUGGAGCUCACUGAUGGCUGCUCCCCAAGUGGUCCUCGGGCGGGGCCGGCAGCCACCAUCCCCAUUCAGGGAGCCCCAGACCCUGGGCAGGGUUCUGACUCUUCCUGCCUGGAUGGUCCUGACAACCUUGAUGUGCUGAAAACCAGGCACGCCUGGCACGCCCGGAAGAGGAGGCGGCUGGUGUGAGCGCAGGGAGGCAGGAGCCGUGCUGGACCCUGGUGAGCCCACCUGCCCGGAGAGCCCCUCACCGACCCUUCCGGAGAAAGCCAAAGCAGCUGGAGAUUGGGGAGGCUCCGCUAGCAGGGACCGUGAGGCCAGAGGGGCUUGGCUGGUCCUCAGGCACAAAUUGGGAUGUUUGAAGGAAUAAAGGAAUGGCUUAUUUUUUUUAUUAAAAA
This is a messenger RNA of Mirounga angustirostris (Northern elephant seal), 5262 nucleotides long. It is a transcript of the gene SNAPC4, whose product is annotated as small nuclear RNA activating complex polypeptide 4. The coding region runs from base 371 to 5053 and encodes 1560 amino acids. The record is from RefSeq and is a predicted model, not a curated record. The transcript is spliced from 25 exons. NCBI's taxonomy places the organism in Eukaryota, Metazoa, Chordata, Mammalia, Carnivora, Phocidae. Gene Ontology annotation, molecular function: RNA polymerase III type 3 promoter sequence-specific DNA binding; RNA polymerase II cis-regulatory region sequence-specific DNA binding. Gene Ontology annotation, biological process: snRNA transcription by RNA polymerase III; snRNA transcription by RNA polymerase II. Gene Ontology annotation, cellular component: snRNA-activating protein complex.